Messenger RNA from Phalaenopsis equestris, 912 nucleotides. RefSeq names its product DNA-directed RNA polymerase 3, chloroplastic-like. The transcript has a single exon. Gene Ontology annotation, cellular component: mitochondrial DNA-directed RNA polymerase complex. The record is from RefSeq and is a predicted model, not a curated record. The annotation marks the transcript as partial. Lineage: Eukaryota; Viridiplantae; Streptophyta; Magnoliopsida; Asparagales; Orchidaceae. Gene Ontology annotation, biological process: mitochondrial transcription. Gene Ontology annotation, molecular function: DNA-directed RNA polymerase activity; DNA binding.
GUAGAGUCCCGACAGAAAAUUUUUCCUAAAAUAUCAAGGGGUUUAGGAGGGGCUUUUGCCGCUCUAUCCACUCCCCAGUUGCCAUUGCUCCCAUCAAUGGCUUCCUGUGCUUCCUUCCUCCCAGUGCUUACAUGGGAAAACCGCAUUUCGAGGCAAUAUAAAGGAAGAGGAGAGCAGCAUCAGACCAAGAUUCCUCGUUUAAUUGACCCUUUUUUCAAUAAUACGAGUUCCUCAAACUCCAUCCCCAGCUUUGUUGCGCUAAAUUCGCUCGAUUCAUCUCCAUUCCCUCUCGGCUCAGAUUCCUUGGAACCAGAGCUCAAAUUUCCAACUGCCUUUUCGCACAUGAAAACGCUUGAAUCCCCUGUUAUCUACGAUCCAGUUGUUUUACAAGAUGAGCGGAUAGAUUUUCCAUGGCUGGGAUAUGAUCGGUCCCUCAUUUUGCCUGGACAAACCCUAGAAAGGAUCUUCCGUACAGACUCUCUAUGGAUGCCGCGUUUUGAUGAUCUGGCGAGUGUUCGCGAAUCAUUGGAUGUGGCGAGGAAGAAGUACAAAUCUCUUAGGAGGAGGCAGGUGAAGGCUGAAACAGAGGCGUGGGAGAGAGCAGCGGAGGAGUAUAAGGAGUUGGAGCGAGUGAUGCUUGAGAAGAAGCUCGCUCCUAACUUGCCUUAUGUGAAGUCUUUGUUCCUGGGAUGGUUUGAGCCGCUGCGGAGUGCAAUUGAGAAGGAUGUGAAGCUGGAGAAGGGAAAAAGACAUAAGGCGGCUUAUGCACACCAUUUGAGCCUGUUGCCAGCUGAUAAGCUAGCGGUGAUUGUGAUGCAUAAGAUGAUGGGGUUACUGAUGAUGGGGCCAGAGGAGGGGUGCGUUCGGGUGGUGCAAGCUGCUAUCCACAUUGGAGAGGCAAUAGAGCAUGAG